Molecule: messenger RNA, 1845 nt
Organism: Plasmodium relictum
Lineage: Eukaryota; Apicomplexa; Aconoidasida; Haemosporida; Plasmodiidae
Product: thioredoxin reductase, putative
Exons: 1
Coding region: 1-1845 (614 amino acids)
Biological process (GO): cellular response to oxidative stress; glutathione metabolic process; cell redox homeostasis
Cellular component (GO): mitochondrion; cytosol
Molecular function (GO): thioredoxin-disulfide reductase (NADPH) activity; glutathione-disulfide reductase (NADPH) activity; flavin adenine dinucleotide binding
Source: RefSeq, a predicted model, not a curated record
AUGAACAAUGCAUUAAUUAACUUAAGAAAAUUAUCUAUUAAAUACUCGCAAAAUUACCAAAAUAAUUUUACAAGGAAUAUAUGCAAUAAUUUUGGUUAUAAAAUCCUUUCUUUUGAAAAAAAUUAUUUUAUAAAUAUUGUAAGCAAUAAACUUAAUAAGAAUAAAGUAAUUUUAGAUAGUAAUAUAUUAUUUAAAAAAAAUAAUUUAAUUAAUUCCAUAAAGACAAUGUGUACCAAUCAAGACAUAAAAAAUAAGUAUGAGUAUGUCAAUGUAAAUAGUGAUAAUUUUCUAAAAAAUAAGCAGACACAUGAAAAAGAUGGAGUAAAUGAAAAAAGUUACGAUUAUGAUUAUAUAGUUAUUGGAGGAGGACCUGGGGGAAUGGCUUCAGCAAAAGAAGCUGCAGCAAAUGGUGCAAAGGUUUUAUUAUUGGAUUAUGUUAAACCAAGCAGCCAAGGAACGAAAUGGGGUAUUGGAGGAACAUGUGUAAAUGUUGGGUGUGUUCCUAAGAAAUUAAUGCACUAUGCAGGAAAUAUGGGAUGUUUAUUUAAUUUGGACUCUAAUGAAUAUGGAUGGAAAUUUGAUAACUUAAGACAUGAUUGGAAUAAAUUAGUUACUACUGUGAAUUCUCACAUACGCUCAUUGAAUUUUAGCUAUAUGACUGGUCUAAGAUCUGCUAAAGUUAAAUAUAUAAAUGGGAUGGCUAAAUUAAAAAGCGAAAACACAGUAUCAUAUUACUUAAAAGGAGAUCUAUCAAAAGAAGAAACUGUUAGUGGGAAAUAUAUUUUAAUUGCAACUGGAUGUAGACCUUACAUACCAAAAGAUGUCGAAGGAGCUGAAGAAUUGAGCAUUACAUCAGAUGAUAUUUUUUCAUUAAAAAGAGAGCCAGGAAAAACAUUAGUUGUUGGUGCAUCUUAUGUAGCUUUAGAGUGCGCAGGAUUUCUUAAUUCCUUAGGAUAUGAUGUAAGUGUCUCUGUACGUUCUAUAGUUUUGAGAGGUUUUGAUCAGCAAUGUGCAAAUAAAGUUAAAAAGUACAUGGAAGAGCAAGGAGUUGUAUUUUUAAAUGGAAUUUUACCAAAAAAGUUAACAAAAUAUAAUAAUCAAAUAAUGGUUGAAUUUAGUGAUAAAACAACAGAUUUCUAUGACACUGUUUUAUAUGCUACUGGAAGAAAAGGUGAUACAAAGGAUUUGAAUUUAGAAGGGUUAAACAUAAAUAUAAAUAAAAAUAAUAAUAAAAUUAUUACAAAUAAUCUUAGUUGUACGAAUAUACCUAAUAUAUUUGCUGUUGGAGACGUUGCUGAAAAUAUUCCAGAAUUAGCUCCUGUAGCUAUAAAAGCAGGAGAAAUUUUAGCUAGACGUUUAUUUAAGCAGUCUGAUGAAGUGAUGGAUUAUUCAUUUAUUCCAACAGCAAUUUAUACUCCUAUUGAAUAUGGUUCAUGUGGAUAUUCAGAAGAAAAAGCAUAUGAAAUAUUCGGUAAAUCGAAUGUGGAGGUAUUUUUACAAGAAUUUAAUAAUUUAGAAAUAUCAGCUGUUCAUAGAAAAAAGAAUUAUAAAUUACAGAAAGAUGAAUAUGAUACGGAUAUAUCUAGUACCUGCUUAGCUAAAUUGGUUUGUUUAAAAAAUGAAGAUAACGUGGUUAUAGGAUUCCAUUAUGUUGGUCCCAAUGCAGGGGAAGUAACUCAAGGAAUGGCAUUGGCUUUAAAGUUAAAAGUUAAAAAAAAAGAUUUUGAUAAUUGCAUUGGUAUACACCCAACUGAUGCCGAGUCUUUUAUGAACUUAUAUAUUACUGUAUCAUCUGGAUUAUCUUAUGCAGCCAAAGGUGGAUGUGGUGGUGGAAAAUGUGGUUAA